This is a messenger RNA of Apis cerana (Asiatic honeybee), 1871 nucleotides long. RefSeq names its product cuticular protein 14 (gene CPR14). Gene Ontology annotation, molecular function: structural constituent of chitin-based larval cuticle. Lineage: Eukaryota; Metazoa; Arthropoda; Insecta; Hymenoptera; Apidae. Gene Ontology annotation, cellular component: chitin-based extracellular matrix. The record is from RefSeq and is a predicted model, not a curated record.
GCAGGGAUGACCCCUUUCACUGCACCACGUUGCUACGGUCGUGUAUAUAAAGAGGCGAAGCAUCUGACGAAGAAGCACAAGUACCAACCCAUCUGCAUCCUAACCGCUUCAUCGCCGGUGUCCGUGUGACAGAGAGAGAGAUUAUGUUCACUAUCAAGGCGUUAGUGGCAGUCGUACUUUGUACGACAGCGACGUUAGCUGCCCCUCAAAGACCUAGCGGUGGUGCUGAUAAAGAUGCGGUGAUCACAUCUCAACAACUUGAAGUCAACUUUGACGGCAAUUACAUCAAUAACUUCGAGACGAGCAAUGGAAUUAGCCAUCAAGAAUCAGGACAGCCUAAACAGGUAGAUAACGAGACACCAGUGGUCUCGCAAGGCUCUGACUCUUACACGGCGCCUGAUGGCCAGCAAGUUAGUAUCACGUACGUAGCCGAUGAGAAUGGCUUCCAAGUGCAAGGUUCUCAUAUCCCCACGGCACCACCGAUACCUCCAGAGAUUCAAAGGGCGCUCGAGUGGAACGCAGCUCAUCCAGAAGAGGACGAUGGUGGCCAACCACGACCGCCUGGCCGAGGUAUGUGAUAAGCGAUAGAUUAAAUCGAUCUUCACUCAUGGUUUAUUUCUUUAAUCUAUUUGAGAAUGAAUGGUGCAUCACGCAGGAGAAAGAAGCAAUAAAAUAAAUAAAAUAAUUUCAGUUCAGUUUUUGGAAAUUAAAAACUCGAAAGUGAUUAUUUUUUUUAAAUAGAAAUAAUGUUUAAAAAUAUAGAAAAUAAUUAAAAUUCAUUUUCUCGCGAAAAAUGAAUUUGACAGAAGAUAUUUCUAUAAAUUAUAAAAUUAUUAUAAUUAUAAAAAUAAAAAUUAUUGAUAUCGGAUUAUUCUUAUCAAAUAUAUUAAUUAAAAAUUGAUUUCGAGAUUGGAUUAAUUUUGCAUUAGUUACUUCAAUUAUUUUAAAAUAUAAGUUUUAUAGUAAAAGAUAAUUUCUAAUCUUCAUUUUUCGUAUAGUAGAUCACAAAUUAUUCGAUAUCUAAGUUCAAUUUCAAUUUUUCAAUACAAAAUUUUUCCUAUAUCGUAUUUUAUUUUUAAAUCAAUGUAAUAUUUAUCAAAAUGAAAUUUCUAAUUUCCUUCUUCUUUUUGUUGUUUUAAUAAUAAUUAAAAUCAAAUUAAUAAUGAUUAUAUAUAUAUAUAUUUGAUUGAAAAUAAAUUAGAUGGUUAAAUAGAAUAAAUUAUAAUAAAUAGUAACAAGCAUAUAUAAAUUCGUUUUCCAGUAAAUGUUUAUUUAUAAAAAAGAUAGUAUAGAGAUGAUAGUAAGUGUCAAAUAAUUAAUAUUAAUCGCGCCAUUUUGUUUCCUGCUAAUGUGCUUUUUUGCUCGUUCCACAAGUGAAAUACAGGAAUUUUACCAGGAAUUACGUUAACGAACACGAAACUAUUUUCUUACAAUUAACAGUAUUCUCGUCCCACAGGUUAAUCAGCCAAACCAAUACCUCAAACGUGACCUGAUUUCGAGCUAGCUUGCCAUGGACAGAACCGACCCUGAGCCUCCGAUGCGACCAUAAAAAUAAAUAUAGUGUGGUAUAUUAAUCUAGGAUUAUAUGUAACAGAAAAAAAAAAAUUAAGGCGAGAGCCAGCCGGUAUAUAAUAACUGUAUAUUUCGAGAUUCUUUAUCUUACCUGUAUAGAUGAAAGUAAUGCGCACUGUUCAACAGUUUACGACAGGAUCGUGCCGAUGCGCGCACGCUGCUUUCACAAACGUAAAACGCGAAAAAAUGACGACGCUAUCGCAGUUGCGAGGACACGUAUCAAGCGUCGAUAGUAUAUAUUAUACGUAUACUUUUAACUUGUGAUUUUUGUAUAUAAAUAAAAAGCGUUUUGCCGAAAA